Messenger RNA from Drosophila sulfurigaster albostrigata, 2392 nucleotides. RefSeq names its product cubilin homolog. NCBI's taxonomy places the organism in Eukaryota, Metazoa, Arthropoda, Insecta, Diptera, Drosophilidae. The record is from RefSeq and is a predicted model, not a curated record. The coding region runs from base 320 to 2392 and encodes 690 amino acids. Gene Ontology annotation, molecular function: calcium ion binding. The transcript is spliced from 4 exons.
CACGUCAGGAUUUUCACAAUUUUAUAUAUUAUAUAGUUUUCUUUAAGGUUCCUAGUUUUAUUGACAUUGUUUUGAUAGGGUAUCAUAUCGUAAGCAUAAAUAAAGCAUAUCAACAACACACACGCAAUAAUCGCCGCUCAUUUUCAUACUCGCACAAAUGGAAUUCUGAUAUGUCAAUGUAUUAUUUGCCGAGCUUUGCUAUAAAAGGGAAGCGAUCGACUCCAGUUUCAGUCAGCGCGUGAUCAUCCACGAAUAAAUAUAGCUUGAUAAGUGUAAAAUCUAUUUAUUACAAAGCUUAAAAUGAAAACUUGUGCAUAAAAUGUGUAAAAGGAUCUAUAUUAUUCAGAUUUUUCUGUCUUUUAUCGUGAUCCUGUUAAUAGAGUUGUCACCGACAGAGGCAAGUUCUAGUCGUGAUCAAGCGUUGCUUCGGGCCGUUGACGAUGGCACAUUGCUUAUUGAGGCAGCCCAGGAUCGAAACAUCACUUUGCGUCUGAUAGGAGAUGCUGCCUCAUUGCUGCUCAAUGAAGUGGAUAUUGUUGCCUUGUUGCAGCGGCGCCGACGUGCAGCCACCGCACAAUCAACAGCAGCACAGCGAGAGCCCUUAUCCCUGGAUGCACUCAAAGAGGAGUUUCGUGGUGUUCAACGCGACCUCAAUCGACUCGCUCGUUGGCUGAGUAACAUGCACAAUGGCACUCGACGGUGUGGCCUCAGUCAGCGCGUGCUCCGACGGACUCUGCAGCGUGUCCAGGUCGUGGGAAACACCUUAACAACGCUGGAAUCCAAUCUGCGCCUCAACGAGUGUGCCUCUAAUCCCUGCAAGAAUGGCGGCACCUGUCAUGACGCCUAUAAGUCCUUCCAGUGCAUCUGUCCCAAGACCUGGCAAGGCGCCACUUGCGAGGAUGAUGUGAAUGAGUGCUUCGACUUGGCCAGCACAGAUUUGGACGUCUGCAUGAACGAUGCCAUGUGCAUCAAUUUUCCUGGCAGCUAUCGCUGUGUGUGCCGCACUGGCUACUUGGGAGUUCAUUGUCGACUGCAUCACAACGCCUGCCUGAGCAAUCAGUCAGCGGAGCUAUGCGGCAGUCAUGGCACCUGCCUGUCCGCCAGCAAUGCAGCUGGCUAUGUGUGCAUCUGUGAUCAGGGCUGGACGUGGGCUGAUGCGAAUGUGACUCAGGCAAGCGCCAAUCCCUGCACACGGGAUGUGGACGAGUGUGCACCCGAGAUAAAUCCCUGCCAUGAUGAGUGCAUCAAUUUGCCGGGCAGCUUUCGUUGUGCCGCCUGUCCGCCAGGCUACACUGGGGAUGGUAAGUACUGUCGGGAUAUCGAUGAGUGUCGAGACGGCAACAAUGGUGGCUGCAGUCAGCGUCCGACGGUCAGCUGCAUCAACACCGAGGGCUCAUUUCGCUGUGGCCGCUGUCCCAUUGGCUGGACGGGUGAUGGGCGAAGCUGCUCACCGACUAAGUCCAAUUCCUGCGACGGCGAACAGAUUUGCAACGAUCACGCCAAAUGCGAAUACAUCUCGGAGACGGUGGUUUGCAGCUGUCGAAUCGGAUACUAUGGUCAUGGCUAUGGCGCCGAUGGCUGCACCGAAGAUUCGAAUCGCAAGCCCUGCGAUAAUCAUCCCUGCCAGAAUAAUGGCACCUGUGUACUGAGUGGCCGUGGCACCAGCUGCAUUUGCCAGCCGGGCUACAAGGGUGCCCUGUGCAUGGAGUCGGAUGCUUGCCAUCCGAAUCCCUGCCACAAUGGCGGCACCUGCCGCCUACUGCCACGAAAUGAGUUCAUGUGUGUUUGCCAAGCCGGCUACUCAGGCAGCAGCUGCUCUCAUCUACGCAGCUUCUGCGGCAUCUCGUUGCGCAAUGAGACUGGCAGCGUACGCUUUCCACCCAGCGAGGACAGCACUCAGUUGGCAUAUGAACCGAAUGAGCGGUGUCCCUUCAUCAUUGCCACUCGACGUGGAAUGAUCUUGAAUGUGACCUUUACCUUCUUUGAUCUGGAGAACAGCACCGAUUGCACUGCCGACUUUCUGCAGUUGCACGAUGGCAGAUCUUUGACCGCCCGACUUAUUGGUCGCUUCUGUGGCCAGCAGUUGCCGCUCGGCAAUGGCACUGUGAUGACCACACAGUCGCAAUUGUUCCUCUGGUUUCUCUCGAACAAUGCCACGCAGGGACAUGGCUUUAAUCUAACCUGGAGCUCAAUGCCCAUGACAUGCGAGGAACUCGACCUGGAAAUGGGUCAGACGGGUGUGCUGCGCUCUCCCGGUUAUCCGGGCAAGGCGCAACGAGGCAUCGACUGUCGCUGGAAAUUGUCGGCGCCCUUUGGCACACGUUUCCUGCUGCACUUUUAUGAGAUUACACUGGGUCCCUCUGAGACUAUAUCGGGCCUGCCAAUCGGCUGA